AUGGGUACCCAGAAGAAAGAAAAGAACCGCAAGGAGCGCGAGGGCAAGACGGGCGAUGGCAUGGGCAAUGUCAAGACCAAGGGCGAGAACUUUUACCGAUCUGCGAAGAAGGUCAAGGUCCUCAAGCGCCUCACUGACGGCAAGGCCCAGCGCAAUGCCAAGGGAGACAUCACCAAGUCGGCCUCGUACCAGUCGCGCGAGGCCCCCGUCGCCCGUGUCGAACCCAACCGCAAGUGGUUCAACAACACGCGUGUCAUCUCUCAGGAUGCCCUCGAGUCGUUCCGCUCCGCCGUGCAGGCGCAGUCGUCGAACCCCUCGACCUACCUCAUGAAGCGCAACAAGCUGCCCAUGAGCCUGAUCGAGGAGAAGGGCAACAUCAACGGCCUCAAGGAACAUGCCGCCAAGAUUGCCGUCGAGUCGCAGCCCUUCAAGGACACCUUUGGCCCCAAGGCCCAGCGCAAGCGGCCCAAGCUGGACUUCAGCACCAUCGAGGACCUCGCUGGCCGCACUGACACCAUGCACGACACCUACCUCGACCGUCUCGAGCAGGCCAAGCUGCUGUCAGGCACCUCUGGCGAUCCCGAGGCCGACAACGACAACCCCGACGGCGACUUUGCCCAGGCACGAGAGUUCAUCUUCAUGAAGGGUACUAGUAAGCGUAUCUGGAACGAGCUGUACAAGGUUAUCGACUCUAGCGAUGUUAUUCUGCACGUCCUGGACGCCCGUGAUCCCGACGGAACCCGCUGCCGCAGUGUUGAGAAGUACAUCCGCACCGAGGCACCUCACAAACAUCUUGUCUUCGUCCUGAACAAGGUCGAUCUCGUCCCCUCCAAGGUUGCAGCUGCCUGGGUCCGACAUCUCAGCAAAGAGUUUCCCACACUUGCUUUCCACGCCAACAUCAACAACAGCUUCGGCAAAGGUUCCCUCAUCGCCCUCCUCCGCCAGUUCUCAUCCCUCCACAGCGAUCGCAAGCAGAUCUCCGUCGGCAUGGUUGGCUACCCAAACACUGGCAAGUCAUCCAUCAUCAACACACUGCGAAAGAAGAAGGUUUGUGUCGUUGCGCCCAUUGCUGGUGAGACCAAGGUCUGGCAAUACAUCACAUUGAUGAAACGUAUUUACAUGAUCGAUUGCCCGGGUAUUGUGCCACCGAAUCAGGACGACACCGAUGAAGAUCUACUGUUGAGAGGUAGUGUUCGUGUCGAGAACGUCGAGUACCCAGCACAAUACAUUGAGGCUGUACUUCGCCGAGUACAACCAAGGCAUCUGCAACGGACAUAUGAGAUCUAUGAUUACGAGGAUGGGGUCAUGUUUCUCGAGCAACUGUGUCGGAAGAGCGGCAGGCUUCUCAAGGGUGGUGAAGCCGACAUUGACGGUGCUGCGAAGAUGGUCUUGAACGACUGGAUACGCGGAAAGAUUCCCUGGUUCACUCCACCACCUUACAAGGAGGGCGAGGAAAAUGCACCUGUCAAAGAAGGCCGCGAAGGUCGCCUAGGAGAGAUGAGCAAAAAGAGGAAGCGAGAUGGCGAGAGCGCGACCAACGGCAGUGUCGCAGCCACUACUGACACCACUGGUGCACCCCAAGACGAUGCAGUUGACGAGGAUGACGAUGACGAUGAUGAGGACGACGAGUUUGGUGGCUUCAGCGAUGGCGACGGGCUCGAGCUUGACGGCGAUGAUAGUGAGGACGAGUCUGACGAGGGUGGCGCGCCUGUCGAUGACGAAGAGGAAUCAGAAGACGAUGCAGAGGUCGAGCAAGAAGUCGCUGCGAUAUCAGAAGCACUAGCAAAAGCAAAGAAGCGGCAACGGACGGCGUAG
Messenger RNA from Parastagonospora nodorum SN15, 1815 nucleotides. RefSeq lists its product as hypothetical. Gene Ontology annotation, cellular component: nucleolus. Bases 1 to 1815 code for a protein of 604 amino acids. The transcript has 4 exons. The record is from RefSeq and is a predicted model, not a curated record. NCBI's taxonomy places the organism in Eukaryota, Fungi, Ascomycota, Dothideomycetes, Pleosporales, Phaeosphaeriaceae. Gene Ontology annotation, molecular function: GTP binding.